CACCGCAGCAGCAGCAGAAACAACAACAACAACAGCAGAAGCCGCCGACGGAGACGGUAGCGAUGGCUGAAAGUGAUGGAGGCGAUUAUUUUAAGAGAACCAGCCUCUUCUGGAUGGUCACUGUGACACUCGCAGUGAUAUAUUUUGCUUGCACCGUGUUUGUGCCAGACGUAGUCCCAUUUGAGUUCCUUGGUCCGUUUGGCAGCUUCUCCAAGAACAUUGUGUACAACUAUCCUGACAUGCUGUACAAAGGGUGGUGGGCAACCUGGGCAAUUCAUCUCUCUGAAGCCUUGAUCGCACUCAAAGUGUGCAGUAACAAAGGCAUCAACAACACGUCCACUCGCUGCCUGUGGUUCAUCCAGACCUUUCUGUUCGGCUUCGCCUCCCUCGGCCUGCUAAUCAAGUACGACCCAGAACGUCGCAAGCAGCACUGACCUUACCGGGAGAAGCUUACAGAACAGCACCUCAAUCUAGUGUCCUCCUUGGGGGCUUCUCCUUCCUCCACUGUCCACUUCGAUAGGAAAUCCUCCUCGAGGACAUGAAAUGGAAGAAGAUUCUUGAGCCUUUUCUUCAAUAGUAUUUCUUGUAAUAUAAAUCUGACAUAUCUUUGAUAGAAACACUAUCAUAGUUUACACAAUAUCCUUAAUUCUGUAAUGGACCGACAUCCCUGUUUCAUUCCAUGUGUUUUCUAUAGAUGAGGGGGGAAUCUCUCUUAAUUUUCAGAAAUAAUAUAUUGCAGGUUUUUCUUGAUAACUAGGGUAGGGGUUAUUUAAACAAUGUUCUCUUGAGCACAUGUGAUGCUCUCCUGGUGCUUACAUUCAGCCUACACAGUGGCAGUACUAGUAUUUUUGUUUUCAGCUGCUAGGGUGAACACAAUGCCACAUGGUGUAGGUUUCCAUCUUCCUCAAAAGUCCUCCUGGAUAAAAAGAUGGCGAGCUGCUGUCAUGUUUGCCUUUCUCUCACUGAAGUGCUUUGAUAUCAAGUUUUAAUGUUAACACUAAGAAAUAAAGGAUGACUGAACUGAA
Archocentrus centrarchus (flier cichlid) is the source of this 1025-nucleotide messenger RNA. RefSeq names its product transmembrane protein 254 (gene tmem254). Bases 63 to 434 code for a protein of 123 amino acids. NCBI's taxonomy places the organism in Eukaryota, Metazoa, Chordata, Actinopteri, Cichliformes, Cichlidae. The record is from RefSeq and is a predicted model, not a curated record. The transcript has 4 exons.